This is a messenger RNA of Condylura cristata (star-nosed mole), 2381 nucleotides long. RefSeq names its product solute carrier family 18, subfamily B, member 1 (gene SLC18B1). NCBI's taxonomy places the organism in Eukaryota, Metazoa, Chordata, Mammalia, Eulipotyphla, Talpidae. Gene Ontology annotation, molecular function: transmembrane transporter activity. The transcript is spliced from 15 exons. Gene Ontology annotation, biological process: transmembrane transport. The coding region runs from base 1 to 1461 and encodes 486 amino acids. The record is from RefSeq and is a predicted model, not a curated record.
AUGUCAACACGUUUUCACCCCGGGGGCACUUCGCAAAUUCCACUGUCCCAGCAAUGUGUUGGGAUACCAGCUGUAUUGGAUGAAGAACCUACCAUACUCCAGUAUGACCUCAUUUUAGCUAAUUACAUUUAUAACAAUCCUAUUUCCAAAUCAAGUGAUGACCCACCAGAAAGCCCAGGGGGAACAUCCCGUGGACUAACCAGAGAGCAGCUUUUUGUGCUCAUAUCUGCAGCGUCCAUUAAUUUAGGUUCUAUGCUGUGCUACUCUAUUCUUGGACCUUUUUUCCCCAAGGAGGCUAUAAAAAAAGGAGCCAGCAACACAGUUAUUGGCAUGAUCUUUGGCUGUUAUGCCUUGUUUGACUUACUAUCAUCUUUGGUAUUUGGAAAAUAUCUUGUACAUAUUGGAGCAAAAUUUAUGUUUGUAGCAGGAAUGUUUCUCUCAGGAGGAGUUACAAUUCUCUUUGGCAUAUUGGACCAAGUUCCAGAUGGACCAAUGUUUGUUGCUAUGUGUUUUGUAGUGAGAAUAGCAGAUGCAAUAAGCUUUUCUGCAGCAAUAACUGCGUCUUUUUCUAUCCUCGCGAAGGCGUUUCCAAAUAACGUGGCCACCGUAUUGGGAAGUCUUGAAAUUUUCUCGGGCCUGGGCCUAGUACUAGGGCCUCCUUUGGGUGGCUUCUUGUAUCAGUCCUUUGGCUACGAGGUCCCUUUUAUUUUUCUGGGAUGCAUAGUUCUGCUGAUGGUGCCACUCAAUAUGUAUAUUUUACCUAAUUAUGUGUCUGAUCCCAAUGAACACUCAUUCUGGAAACUUAUCACUUUACCCAAGGUUGGCCUGAUAGCCUUCGUCAUCAUCUCACUCAGCUCGUGUUUGGGCUUCCUGGAUCCUACGCUGUCUCUCUUUGUUUUGGAGAAGUUUCAUUUACCAGCUGGAUAUGUGGGCCUCGUGUACCUGGGGCUGGCUCUGUUUUACAUGGUUUUUUCACCAUUAUUUGGUCUACUAAGUGAUAAAAGGCCACAUCUAAGGAAAUGGUUUCUGGUUUUUGGAAGCUUAAUCACUGCAGGGUGCUACAUGCUUUUAGGACCAGCCCCAGUCCUGCACAUUAAAAGUCAGCUCUGGAUGCUGAUCCUGAUAUUAGUCAUAAAUGGUAUCUCUGCUGGAAUGAGCAUCAUCCCAACUUUCCCAGAGGUGCUCAGCUGUGCAUAUGAAAAUGGGUUUGAGGAAGGACUGAGUACAUUGGGACUGGUGUCAGGUCUCUUUGGUGCAAUGUGGUCUGUUGGCGCUUUUGUAGGUCCAGUGCUGGGUGGAUUUCUCUAUGAGAAAAUAGGUUUUGAAUGGGCAGCUGCUAUCCAAGGUCUGUGGGCUUUAGUAAGUGGAUUAUCAAUGGCCUUGUUUUAUCUGUUUGAGCACUCAAGAAAAAGACAAAGUCUCAGCACAGAGGAAGAUCGAGCUGCACUCCUGCCUGAUUAAAUCAAGUCUUCCAAAUCCUGGAUUGAUGCAGGGUUGGAUGGAGGUCUCUGGCCUUGAACAUCAAAGUUGGAAGGGUUUUCUUAUCUUAUGCCUGGCACUCCAUGGACUCCGUAUCAGCCUCUGGAAAAUGGUAACAUAUUUUUGGAUUAUCCUGUGUUCAGCUGUAGUUAACUACUGUGCUGAAGAGCUAGCUGCUGAACCAGCCAUACUGGAAACAUUAAGGAGGAGAACAGUUGACAAUCAAUGAAAGCUUGUGUUUUUAAGUGACCAAACUUACCUUCAACGAUGUAAAUGACUCCAGGUCUCCUGUUUCCUGUAUUUAAUUUUAUUUUAUUCUAAGAACACUGACUCUGUGAAUGUAUUCUUUUUAUUAUUUGGGAAAGAAAUGAAUUGAUUUGAUAUAUUUAAAAGUAUAUAAACUAAAGCUAUAUAGAACGAUUACUAUGAAAUCCGUUUUUAAUAGAUGUAAUUUCUAGGUGCCCUGAGAUUUUUGCUUUUGUUUAAAAGGCAAAAAUCCCUGCCUACCAUGCCAAAUUCCUCUGUCAUUCCCUCGUCUUCAUCUCUUCUAGAAAUUUGAUUUCUAUGAAAGGUACAGAAUAACAUUUGUUAAGACUUCCAUAUUUGUAAUACACUUUGAAAUUAUGAUCUGACUUUAAAAAUAAUGUUGAUACGACAUUAUUUCUUUUAAUGUCUGUCUCAUUUAUAUCAUUAAAAAAAAUUAACAUACUCCUAGUAGGUGUAUCCCAUUCCCAGAACAAGAGAGCUGACAGAAAUGCUUGCUCUACUUAGUGAAGUGGUCCUGUGACUGCAUGUAAAACUCAUUGUGUUUUUGGAAAUGAGUGAAUCUCUGUGGUACAACUCUCCUGAUACAUUUUCAUGGGGAAGUAGCCAUAUUUACUUAAAAAAAAAACCAAAAACAU